This is a messenger RNA of Varanus komodoensis (Komodo dragon), 1125 nucleotides long. It is a transcript of the gene TAGLN, whose product is annotated as transgelin. Gene Ontology annotation, molecular function: protein binding. NCBI's taxonomy places the organism in Eukaryota, Metazoa, Chordata, Lepidosauria, Squamata, Varanidae. The record is from RefSeq and is a predicted model, not a curated record. The transcript is spliced from 5 exons. The coding region runs from base 70 to 675 and encodes 201 amino acids.
GAGUCCAGGGCUCGGCCAAGCGGUGUCUGGGAGAACUCCAAGCAGCCUCGAGCUCCCCCUGCACAGAAGAUGGCAAACAAAGGCCCCUCCUUCGGCCUGAGCAGAGACGUCCAGGCCAAGAUCGAGAAGAAGUACGAUGACGAGCUUGAGGAGCGGCUGGUGGAGUGGGUCGUGGCCCAGUGCGGGGCCGAGGUGGGGCGCCCCGAACGGGGCCGGCUGGGCUUUCAGGUCUGGCUGAAGAACGGCAUUGUGCUCAGCAAGCUGGUGAACAGCCUCUACCCGAGCGGCUCCAAGCCCGUGAAGAUCCCGGAGCCGCCCCCCAGCAUGGUCUUCAAGCAGAUGGAGCAGAUCGCCCAGUUCCUGAAGGCGGCCGAGGACUACGGCGUGGUGAAGACGGACAUCUUCCAGACGGUCGACCUCUUCGAAGCUAAGGACAUGGCCGCCGUGCAGCGGACGCUGAUGGCCUUGGGCAGCCUGGCGGUGACGAAAAACGACGGGCAGUACCGCGGAGACCCCACCUGGUUCAUGAAGAAAGCCCAGGAGAACAGGCGGGACUUCUCCGACAGCCAGCUGAAGGAGGGCAAGAAUGUCAUCGGCCUGCAGAUGGGCUCCAACCAGGGCGCCUCGCAGGCGGGCAUGACCGGCUACGGCCGGCCCCGGCAGAUCAUCAGCUAAGCCAGCGCCGGCCCCGCGGCCCCGGCCCCCCGCCCCCGCACGACCCCCCGGUGGACCUCGCUGCCCGGGCGCUCCGGAGAGCCUCUCUGAGCCGUGCCACCACUGCCCCGGGAGCCACACGUGGGGGCGGGCAGCGGGCCCGGGGGGCCGCCCCGUGGCGGUGGCCCACCCUCCCGCUCGCUCCGCCACCCGGCGGCCGCUUGCACGCUCCCCGCUACACCGCCCCGCUUGCUCCCGCUCCCGGCCGAGGCCCGGCCCUCGCGCGGUGCCCUGGCAGGGCCCGGCCCCAGAAGCGUCCCCGGACAGCGCGUCCGGCCACGGGCCCCACGUGGCCGAAGCACACGCCAGAGAAACCCUUUCCUGCGCGUCCUCGCCGAGCGGGAGGCGGGGGCCACCUCCCGCCGCACUUUUGUACUUGCCGUCGGUCAUCAAUUAAAAACUAUGAAUCCC